This is a messenger RNA of Elaeis guineensis (African oil palm), 1299 nucleotides long. RefSeq names its product zinc finger protein ZAT6. Gene Ontology annotation, molecular function: transcription cis-regulatory region binding; DNA-binding transcription factor activity. Gene Ontology annotation, cellular component: nucleus. The record is from RefSeq and is a predicted model, not a curated record. Lineage: Eukaryota; Viridiplantae; Streptophyta; Magnoliopsida; Arecales; Arecaceae. Gene Ontology annotation, biological process: regulation of DNA-templated transcription.
AUCCACUCUUUAGCUCUCUCUCUAAUUCCAACCCCUUCUCUUCUUGUGCUCGUACUCUCGCUGUUGUUUGUAGCUUGAUGGCCCUGGAAGCACUGGACGUAACGCCAGCGCGGUCGCCGGCUUUGGUGUCGCAGUCAACUGUUAGUGAGGCGACGGCGGAGGAGGUGGCACCGCCGCCGCAGCUCGAGGCGUGGGCGAAGCGGAAGCGGUCGAAGCGUCAUCGCUUCGACGAUCACCGCCCGACUGAAGAGGAGUACCUGGCCCUCUGCCUCAUGAUGCUGGCCCGCGGCGAAGGUGGCCGAGCCGGAGCCAGUCACCGCCUCCCGACCCCCUCACCGCCGCCCUCGGUGGUGGAGGCGAGGCCGGAGUACAAGUGCUCGGUCUGCGGCAAGGCCUUCGGGUCCUACCAGGCCCUCGGCGGCCACAAAGCCAGCCACAGGAGGCCCCCGUCCUCCUCCUCCGGCGGCGGCGGAGGAGUAGGAGAGGAGGUGGUCUCCAGUGGCUCAGCCUCGUCGUCAGGAGGCGGGGGGAGGGUGCACGAGUGCUCGGUGUGCCACAAGACGUUCCCGACGGGGCAGGCUCUUGGGGGGCACAAGAGGCGCCACUACGAGGGCGGCGCCGCUGCCGGAGCCACGGGAAGAAGCGGGGUGACGACGUCGGAGGCGGCAACAUCGGGGCCAAGGGGGUUCGAUCUGAACCUGCCGCCGCUGCCGGAUCAGUUUGGACGCCAAGCUACUGCAAGUCGGUGUUUGGCGGCGGCGGAGGAGGAGGUGCAGAGCCCUCUGGCGCUGAAAAAGCCCCGGUACUUGAUUCCGGCUUAGAGAAAGGCGGCGGUAGCUGAAGAGACCAUGACCGUGUUUGUUUAGUUUUCUAUAUUUGCCUUUUUAUUUUGUUAAUGGUUGGAAUUAUAUAUAUUUGUUUAAUACAAAUUGGAAUUAUAUUGGAUGGUGUACAGAGAUUGCUUCUUCAUUGGGAAGUUUUAUAAAUAUUUUGCCGUUCGUUAGAGACAAAUUUUGUUCGAGAAUUAAGGUUAAUUAUUUUUAUUAAUAUGAAUGUUGACUUGGUCCUUCAUGUUGUUAGCUUGCGUUAUGAACUUAUAAUACUCCUGAGAAUGUGAAUUAAGACGUUGUAGGUUUUGGUGAGGGGAUGAGAAAAGAAGGUAAGAGGAGAGGGAGUGGUUCUUUGCGUACAUGCGCACUGCCGUGGAAAUCAGACAGUUACGGACGCAACUGCCGCAAAAGGUAACUUAUAAACCUGAAAAUAUAGCAAAAAUAUUUUACAAAAAAUAUUUUGCAGAAU